UACUCUCACACGCAUCAACAUAAUUGGCACGUACGAAUCAAAAUCCCAAGAAGUUUCAAAUACAAAAACCCCUCAAACCCCAAAAACAACAACACAUUUCAUUCCAUCCUUUAUCCCGGUCCUUGUCUUUCUCUCCAACCAUGCCAUCAUCAAUAACACCAAUUCUGAAAGAUGAAUUAGACAUAGUGAUUCCAACAAUAAGAAACCUCGAUUUCUUGGAACAGUGGAGACCAUUCUUCCAACAAUAUCAUCUAAUCAUUGUUCAAGAUGGUGACCCUUCUAAGGUCAUCAAGGUUCCUGAAGGAUUUAAUUAUGAACUUUAUAAUAGAAAUGAUAUUAACCGCAUUUUGGGUCCUAAGGCUUCUUGCAUUUCAUUCAAGGAUUCUGCUUGUCGUUGCUUUGGUUUUGCUGUUUCCAAAAAGAAGUAUAUCUUUACUAUUGAUGAUGAUUGCUUUGUUGCAAAAGACCCAAGCGGCAAAGAAAUUGAUGCCCUGCAACAGCACAUUAAGAACUUGCUGACUCCAUCAACUCCAUUUUUCUUCAACACUCUCUAUGAUCCAUAUAGAGAAGGUGCUGAUUUUGUUCGCGGAUAUCCUUUCAGUCUUCGUGAGGGUGUUCCGACAGCUGUUUCUCAUGGGCUCUGGCUCAACAUUCCUGAUUAUGAUGCUCCAACUCAGCUUGUCAAGCCUCUUGAAAGAAACAAUAGGUAUGUGGAUGCUGUUCUGACAAUACCAAAGGGAACCCUCUUUCCCAUGUGUGGUAUGAAUUUGGCAUUCAACCGCGAAUUGAUUGGUCCUGCAUUGUACUUUGGACUCAUGGGUGAUGGCCAACCUAUUGGUCGCUACGAUGAUAUGUGGGCUGGCUGGUGCAUGAAGGUGAUAAGUGACCAUUUGGGAUUAGGAGUGAAGACAGGUUUACCAUAUAUCUGGCACAGCAAAGCAAGCAACCCAUUUGUGAACCUUAAAAAAGAGUACAAAGGAAUUUACUGGCAGGAAGAGCUUAUCCCAUUUUUCCAAUCUGUUUCUCUUUCAAAAGAAAGCACAACUGUUCAGAAAUGCUACAUCGAACUCUCGAAAAAAGUUAAGGCUAAACUUGGAUUGGUCGAUGACUACUUCAACAAGCUUGCUGAUGCUAUGGUUACUUGGAUUGAAGUUUGGGAUGAGCUUAAUCCAUCUGAAGAAAAAUCUGUUACUUUGCCUAAUGGUCUAGCAAAGUAGAUUCUUUAUCUGUUAUUAUGCAGGACAGACGAUAUGGCUAUACUUAUCAAUUUACUUUAUUUUUUUUUUUUGUGGUUUUUUCUUAGAACAAUAAUAAAGUUUUAAUGGAUGUUAAUUGUAUUGUUUUAUAUAAUUUCUUCAGGAUGGAUUGUAGCUCUUAUUAUUAACUAUGUUAACUUUCAAAUUUUAUAGUGAGAUUAUUGUACUUGGCAAUGUUUUGCCAUAAUGAAA
Molecule: messenger RNA, 1448 nt
Organism: Trifolium pratense (red clover)
Lineage: Eukaryota; Viridiplantae; Streptophyta; Magnoliopsida; Fabales; Fabaceae
Product: UDP-arabinopyranose mutase 3-like
Exons: 4
Coding region: 141-1217 (358 amino acids)
Biological process (GO): UDP-L-arabinose metabolic process; plant-type cell wall biogenesis
Cellular component (GO): cytosol; Golgi apparatus
Molecular function (GO): UDP-arabinopyranose mutase activity
Source: RefSeq, a predicted model, not a curated record